AUGGAAACCAACCACGACGAGUUGGUCGGCAAACCAAUUAGAUAUGCGUGGUACGCCCAAGAGCCGCGUACCUGGCAGUCAGCCAUCUCCAAGCAGCAGAAGGCUGACGCCAAGCUCCACGUUGCCUCCAUGAAGCUCUUCUUGAGCGACGAGUUUGUGCUGGACACAACGGUACCGGACUAUCGUGAUCGGGUCGUGACCUUGGGCAAGCAUGCUGUAGCAGCCGUGCUCGAAUUCCUGGUCCAGCAAAUGAUCACCUCGCGCGGGGCGGGGGCCGUCCUCAAGCACCUCCGCAUCCUGCAUCGUUGUGGGGUGCUGAACGCCAAGAUCGAGCGCCACCAGCGGCUUCUGCAAACGACGGCCAUCCGAGAUCCCGCACCUCGACACACACAAGACAUUUUCGAGCCAGUAGUUUAG
Phytophthora nicotianae INRA-310 is the source of this 417-nucleotide messenger RNA. RefSeq lists its product as hypothetical. The transcript has a single exon. Bases 1 to 417 code for a protein of 138 amino acids. The record is from RefSeq and is a predicted model, not a curated record. Lineage: Eukaryota; Oomycota; Peronosporomycetes; Peronosporales; Peronosporaceae.